Messenger RNA from Racocetra fulgida, 147 nucleotides. The record is from the annotation of a GenBank genome assembly. NCBI's taxonomy places the organism in Eukaryota, Fungi, Glomeromycota, Glomeromycetes, Diversisporales, Gigasporaceae.
AAGAAAAAAAGCAGAAUAAAAAGAAGAAAAAAAAGCGGAAUAAAAAAAAGAAAAAAAGCGGAGGAAAAGAAAGCGAAAAAAAAGAAGUGAAAAUGAAAAGAAAUGAAAAUGAGAAGUGGAAACGAAAAGAAAUGGAAACAAAAAGAA